Molecule: messenger RNA, 3306 nt
Organism: Rhododendron vialii
Lineage: Eukaryota; Viridiplantae; Streptophyta; Magnoliopsida; Ericales; Ericaceae
Product: heat shock 70 kDa protein 15-like
Exons: 10
Coding region: 430-2949 (839 amino acids)
Biological process (GO): protein folding
Cellular component (GO): cytosol; nucleus
Molecular function (GO): ATP binding; ATP-dependent protein folding chaperone
Source: RefSeq, a predicted model, not a curated record
GGUCCACAAAGUGAAAGUUCUCCAUCUCAAGAUCUUUCUAGAAGUAUCAGCAUCCCUAGACCCCUCUACGACCACUAGAAACUUUUUGACCAUCCUAUUUUUUUUUAUAAAAAAAUAAAGAAAAGGAAUUACCGUAGUCUAUAUAUAAAUUCCACAAAAUUUCCUCGCAAUUCCACAAACCCUUCCGCAAAUCUCACGUUAAAACCCCUCCCCUUCCACUCUCUCUCCUCGCAUCACCCGUUUCCGUCUUCAGAAAACAGGAGAGAGAGAGUGGGAGAAUCCACGACAACCUCGACCAAGUCGUAUUUGGAGUUCCAGGAAAAAAAAAAAAAUCUCUGAUACUGCGGCGGCGCACUCGAUCACAGGUUGUCACUUUAUCUGCUCGGAGUCAAUUGAUUUCGUGUGCCCAAGCAAAACCUUCUUUUGAAAAUGAGCGUGGUUGGUUUAGAUUUUGGGAACGAGAGCGGCGUUGUCGCCGUAGCUCGGCAAAGAGGAAUUGAUGUUGUUCUAAAUGAUGAGUCGAAACGUGAGACUCCAGCUCUUGUAUGCUUUGGGGACAAACAGCGGUUCCUUGGAACAGCAGGGGCUGCAUCAAGUAUGAUGAAUCCAAAGAAUACAAUUUCUCAGGUAAAGCGUCUGAUUGGGCGUCAGUUUUCAGAUCCUGAGCUGCAACGAGAUAUCAAGACAUUGCCUUUUGCUGUUACCGAAGGUCCUGAUGGAUACCCUCUAAUUCAUGCACGGUAUCUAGGAGAAUCAAGGACGUUUACACCAACUCAAGUAUUGGGAAUGGUGCUCUCUAAUCUUAAGAGCAUAGCGGAGAAGAACUUAAAUGCGGCAGUUGUGGACUGCUGUAUUGGGAUACCAAUUUAUUUCACGGAUCUCCAAAGAAGAGCUGUUUUAGAUGCAGCUACUAUUGCAGGUUUGCACCCUCUCCGGUUGAUUCACGAAACAACUGCAACUGCUUUGGCAUAUGGAAUUUAUAAGACAGACCUACCCGAGAAUGACCAACUAAAUGUUGCAUUUGUUGACAUUGGCCACGCGAGUAUGCAAGUUUGCAUUGCUGGGUUCAAGAAAGGCCAGCUAAAGAUUUUGGCCCAUGCAUUUGACCGAUCAUUAGGUGGUAGAGAUUUUGAUGAAGUUCUGUUUCACCAUUUUGCUAUCCAGUUCAAAGAACAGUACAAGAUUGACGUUUACCAGAAUGCCAGGGCUUGCCUCCGGCUUCGUGCUGCUUGUGAAAAGCUGAAGAAAGUUCUUAGUGCAAACCCAGAGGCACCUCUGAAUAUUGAGUGCUUGAUGGAUGAGAAGGAUGUUAGGAGUUUCAUCAAGAGAGAAGAGUUUGAACAAAUUAGCAUUCCAAUUUUGGAGCGCGUGAGGAAGCCAUUGGAGAAGGCUCUUUCCGAAGCUGGACUGACGGUUGAGAAUAUUCACUCGGUUGAGGUUGUUGGUUCUGGCUCUCGUGUUCCUGCCAUGCUCAGGAUUUUAACAGAGUUCUUUGGCAAGGAGCCUAGGCGGACGAUGAAUGCAAGUGAGUGUGUUGCCAAAGGCUGUGCCUUGGAGUGUGCUAUUCUCAGCCCCACGUUUAAAGUGCGGGAAUUUCAGGUCAACGAGAGUUUCCCUUUUCCCAUUGCUUUGUCAUGGAAAGGUGCUGCUCUGGAUACUGAAAAUGGAGGUGCAGAUAAUCAACAAAGCGUUAUUGUCAUUCCGAAGGGGAAUCCAAUUCCUAGUAUCAAGGCCACGACAUUCUCUAGAUCAGGAACCUUUACAAUAGACGUCCAAUAUGGUGAUGUCAGCGAACUGCUGGCGCCUGCUAAGAUUAGCACAUAUACGAUUGGUCCUUUUAAACCCACGAAGAGUGAACGGGCAAAAUUGAAGGUGAAAGUUCGUCUAAAUCUGCAUGGCAUUGUAUUUGUCGAGUCUGCCACGAUGUUGGAAGAAGAGGAAGGUGAAGUUCCAGUUGCAAAAGAAGCUGCUAAGAUGGAUACAGAUGAAACUCCAAGUGACUCUGCUCCCUCGGCUACUGAAACUGACAUUAAUAUGCAAGAUGCCAAAUUCGAUACUCCAGGGGCAGAAAAUGGUGUCCCAGAUUCUGGGGACAAGCCUAGUCAUAUGGAAACAGAUGCUAAGGUAGAGGUUCCAAAAAAGAAGGUCAAGAAAUCUAACGUUCCUGUAUCUGAGAUUGUUUAUGGAGGAAUGGCUCCUGCUGAUGUGCAAAAGGCAGUGGAAAAGGAGUUUGAAAUGGCUUUGCAGGAUCGUAUUAUGGAAGAAACCAAAGAUAAAAAGAAUGCUGUGGAGGCCUAUGUUUAUGACAUGAGAAACAAGCUGCACGACAAAUACCAGGACUUUGUUAUUGAUUCGGAGAGGGAAGAGUUAACUGCUAAACUCCAAGAGGUGGAAGAUUGGUUGUACGAAGAUGGUGAAGACGAGACCAAAGGCGUUUACAUUGCCAAGCUUGAGGAACUCAAGAAGCAAGGAGAUCCUAUUGAGGAGCGAUACAAGGAGCAUACUGAGAGGGGAUCGGUGAUUGAACAACUUGUCUAUUGUGUGACUGGUUUCAGAGAAGCUGCAAUGUCAAGUGAUCCUAAAUUUGAUCACAUUGACUUGACAGAGAAGCAGAAGGUUAUGAAUGAAUGCGUGGAAGCAGAAGCUUGGUUAAGAGAGAGAAUGCAGCAACAAGACUUGCUGCCCAAGUAUGCUACUCCAGUCAUCUUGUCAGCCGACAUUAGAAAGAAGGCCGAAGCCCUUGACAGGUUUUGCCGGCCUAUAAUGACGAAACCUAAGCCGGCCAAACCAGCUACAGCUGAAACUCCAUCACCUGCCACUCCCCAAGGAAGUGAGCCACAGAGUCAGGGUCCGAGUGAGAAUGAUGGAGAUGCCAAUAAUGAGGUGCCACCAGCUGCUGCAGAGCCCAUGGAGACAGAAAAGUCCGAGACAGAACCGGGCUCUGCUUAAUUUAGUAAACCUACUUAUUCUUUAGUGUUCGAUGCAGGAAAAAUUUGUGUCAAUUUGAUUAUAUUUCUGAGCCUACGAACUCUUUUGAUGGACCAUUGGUAAAGGCUACAGGGAGGUUUUGCUGGUGAAAUUGUUUGGAUCUGUAAAACCAUCUUUCUGAUUUUCGAUGGUGUGUGUAUUCUAUCAUUAUAAAGAUAGAUGUCCCGAAUCCAGUUUUCCAAAUGCGUUUGUAAGAGUGACAUUAAAUUUGAUUUCAUCUUGCAUUCUGUAUUUGUUGGAAGAGAGACCUAUUCUCGACUCUUACAGGCUUUUUAAGUGCCAUAUUUUUGUUAUGGGUUAUGUUUUCGGGGUUCAUCC